Messenger RNA from Rhinichthys klamathensis goyatoka, 752 nucleotides. RefSeq names its product prefoldin 5 (gene pfdn5). Gene Ontology annotation, biological process: regulation of DNA-templated transcription; protein folding. The transcript has 6 exons. The record is from RefSeq and is a predicted model, not a curated record. Gene Ontology annotation, cellular component: cytoplasm; prefoldin complex. NCBI's taxonomy places the organism in Eukaryota, Metazoa, Chordata, Actinopteri, Cypriniformes, Leuciscidae. The coding region runs from base 44 to 505 and encodes 153 amino acids.
UCCGGUUGACCCGGAAGCUUUCCUCCCCUAUUCAAUUGUCAACAUGGCGGUGAAUCUGACUGAAUUGUCUCUUCCACAAUUAGAAGGCUUGAAAACUCAGCUUGAUCAGGAAACAGAGUUCCUUUCAUCAUCUAUAGGCCAGUUAAAAGUCGUCCAAACUAAAUAUGUGGAAGCCAAAGACAGUCUGAAUGUCCUUAACAAAAGCAAUGAAGGAAAAGAACUACUUGUCCCUCUCACCAGUUCUAUGUACGUGCCUGGGAAGCUUAAUGACGUGAAUCAUGUCUUAGUGGAUGUCGGAACAGGUUAUUUCGUGGAGAAGAAUGUAGAAGAUGGCAAGGAGUUCUUUAAACGCAAAAUUGACUUCCUUACAAAACAAAUUGAGAAAAUUCAGCCUGCCCUUCAAGAAAAACAUGCUAUGAAACAAGCUGUGGUGGAAGUCAUGAAUAUGAAGCUUCAGCAACUGCACAGCCAACAGGCAUCACAGUCUGGCACCACCAAAGCCUAAAACCGGUUACUAGAAGCAUGGCAGAAAAUCCAGGGGAGAUCCUGAGCAUUGACCUGUCAGACGGAUCCAUUCUGAACCCUUGAAACAGAGAACCACUGCUCUGAUGUCAACAUGUUCACAUCUCCUUGGGGGAGAAUGAAGUCCAGCACUUUGCCUGCAUUAAACAACUAAAAAAAAAAAAUUCUGUUCUGUUUUCAUUCUCAUGUUUAGUGAACAAAUGAAGUGUUUGGCAUGGUCUGUGGCUGUA